Molecule: messenger RNA, 6815 nt
Organism: Penaeus monodon (black tiger shrimp)
Lineage: Eukaryota; Metazoa; Arthropoda; Malacostraca; Decapoda; Penaeidae
Product: 5-oxoprolinase-like
Biological process (GO): glutathione metabolic process
Cellular component (GO): cytosol
Molecular function (GO): 5-oxoprolinase (ATP-hydrolyzing) activity
Source: RefSeq, a predicted model, not a curated record
ACGUGGUUGAGGUAGGGGAGCGCAUAGUCCCCAGGCAGGAUGUGACAGUCGGGGAAGCCACUAACAAUGGCUGGGGCCUUGCGCAAGGGACAACCGGGGAGGAGCUGGUGGUUAUGAAACCCCUGGACGAGGCAAAGCUGCGAAAGGACCUGGGCCGGGUUCUCAGCAAAGGCAUUAAGUCACUGGCUGUAGUCCUGAUUCAUUCCUAUAUGUACAAAGACCAUGAGGAACGUGUAGGGGCCAUUGCAAGGGAAAUGGGAUUCAGCCACGUGUCGCUCUCAUCUCUGGUCAUCCCGAUGGUGAAGGCUGUCCCUCGGGGUUUCACAGCUUCUUCCGAUGCAUAUCUUACACCCCACAUCAAGGCUUAUCUAAAGGGAUUCUGCUCAGGUUUCCAGGAUCAGCUUCGAGGCGUUAACGUCCUUUUCAUGCAAAGUGACGGCGGGUUAACGCGGAUGGACUGCUUCAAUGGGUCUAGAGCCAUUCUCUCCGGUCCAGCAGGUGGUGUUGUAGGCUAUGCCAUGACAAGCUAUGAACAGCUUGGAAACCAGCCUGUCAUUGGCUUUGACAUGGGGGGAACCUCGACUGAUGUCUCACGAUAUGCCGGGGAAUAUGAGCAUGUCUUUGAGAGCACAACAGCUGGUGUGACUAUUCAGGCUCCACAGCUUGAUGUGAACACCGUAGCAGCAGGUGGCGGAUCGCAGUUGUUCUUCCGUUCUGGGAUGUUUGUGGUUGGGCCAGACUCUGCGGGAGCGCACCCGGGACCAGUGUGCUACAAAAAGGGUGGGCCCCUGGCAGUGACGGAUGCGAACCUGGUGCUGGGACGUCUUUUGCCGCACUACUUUCCCAAGAUCUUUGGGCCCCAAGAGAACGAGCCACUUGACAAGGACUCGGUUAUUAAAGCCUUUAAAAAGAUUACAAAUGAAGUAAAUGCACAUCGGUCAUCCCAGCAGCUGAGCGUAGAGGAAGUAGCUAUGGGCUUCAUCAGGGUAGCUAAUGAGGCAAUGUGUCGACCUAUCAGAGCUCUUACCCAGGCCAAGGGUCAUGAUACCUCACAACAUGCCCUGGCAGUGUUUGGAGGCGCAGGGGGCCAGCAUGCCUGUGCUGUGGCCCGCUCCCUAGGCAUGAAGACAGUCAUGAUCCAUAAGUACGCGGGCAUACUCUCUGCAUUUGGCAUGGCUCUUGCUGAUGUCGUCCAUGAGGCCCAAGAGCCAUGUGCCAAGAAUUAUGACCCAGACAACUUUGCGUACUUCGAAACCCGUCUCGCUGCCUUAGAGAAUGAGUGCAAUGAGGCUCUGAUGGGGCAGGGUUUCUCCAGAGCCAAUAUUGCCUGUGAACCAUUCCUCCACCUGCGCUACCAAGGCACGGACUGCGCGCUCAUGGUUACGCCUUCGAAGGAGAAGGCGCGGGGUAAACGAAAGUCAUAUUCUUACGCAGAUUUUCAGACAGCCUUUUUGGAAAGGUACAAGAGAGAGUUUGGAUUUGUAAUCGAUGAUCGAGACAUAGUUGUGGAUGACAUCAGAGUCCGUGGAGUUGGGAAGUCUCAGAUAUCAGCCGAGGAAAGGUUGCCACAAGCCACAGGGGAACCGCAGCUGGAAACGGUGACGAAGGUGUAUUUCGAGGAGGGUUAUCAAGACACAAAUGUCUAUCUUCUAGAGUGCCUGGCACCGGGCCACGUCAUUCCUGGUCCUGCAAUAAUUAUGGACAAGUUGUCAACCAUACUCAUUGAGCCAGGUUGCACAGGCCACAUCACAGCCCAGGGGGAUGUGCGCAUUGAAAUAGGCAGCUUGAAAAAGCACAUCAUUGGCACAGAACUCGAUGCUAUCCAACUCUCAAUUUUCUCGCAUCGGUUCAUGAGUUUAGCUGAACAGAUGGGAAGGAUUCUCCAGAGGACCUCCAUAUCUACCAACAUCAAGGAGCGUCUGGACUUCUCCUGUGCUCUCUUUGGUCCCGAUGGAGGCCUGGUGUCAAACGCUCCUCAUAUUCCUGUACAUUUAGGGGCUAUGCAAGAGACCGUGCAGUACCAGCUACAAGCUUUGGGUGAUAGCUUGAGGGAUGGAGACGUGCUGCUGUCAAACCAUCCUUCUGCCGGUGGUUCCCAUUUGCCCGACCUCACAGUUAUCACACCUGUCUUCCGAAAGGGUGUUCACAAGCCGGUCUUCUAUGUGGCCAGCAGAGGACACCAUGCAGACAUUGGUGGCAUUACGCCAGGUUCAAUGCCCCCACACUCGACUUCCAUUCACCAAGAAGGCGCGGUUUUCCUGACGUUCAAGCUGGUCGACCAAGGCCUGUUUCAGGAGAAAAAGCUUAUUGAAGCCCUAAAUGCUCCAGGGAAGAUAGAGGGCUCAUCAGGGACUCGCAACCUCAGAGAUAACCUGUCAGACCUCCGAGCGCAAGUUGCUGCUAAUCACAAGGGCAUCCAGUUGGUGAACGAACUGAUUGACUACUACACCCUUGAUGUGGUCCAGGCAUACAUGGGCCACAUACAAACCAGUGCCAAGCUAGGGGUCCAGGAACUUCUGCGUGAAGUAGGUUCAAGAGUGCGGAUGAAGACAGGUUCAUCCUCGUUGCAUGCGAUUGAUUACAUGGAUGAUGGCUCACCCAUUGAGUUGAGUGUAGACAUCGACGUGGAAAGGGGAACGGCUGUCUUCGAUUUCAGUGGAACAGGUCCUGAGGUGUGGGGGAACUGCAAUGCCCCAAGAGCCAUCACGGUGUCCGCUGUGAUCUAUUGCCUUCGAUCCAUGGUUGGACACGACAUGCCCUUGAACCAGGGUUGCUUAAGCCCCAUUACCAUCAGGAUCCCGCCCGGGUCCCUCCUGGAUCCCUCAGAGGACGCGGCGGUGGUGGGCGGCAAUGUCCAGACAUCCCAAAGGGUUGUAGAUGUGAUUCUUCGUGCCUUUGGGGCCUGCGCAGCUUCUCAGGGGUGUAUGAACAACAUAACCUUUGGCGAUGAGUCGGUUGGCUAUUACGAGACGGUAGCAGGAGGCGCUGGGGCAGGCCCCUCUUGGCAAGGGCACAGCGGUGUUCACACGCACAUGACUAACACGCGCAUCACUGACCCUGAGAUUCUUGAGCGACGUUACCCAGUUAUACUGAACAAAUUUACGCUGAACCCAAACACUGGUGGCCAAGGAAAAUUCAGAGGUGGAGACGGCGUGAUCAGAGAACUCGUUUUCCGUCGUCCUCUAACCCUCUCAAUCCUGACUGAGAGGAGGGUCUUCCCGCCGUAUGGAGUGGAAGGUGGGAAAGAUGGAAAGAGGGGAAAUAAUCUGCUUAUCAGGAAGUCAGGACGGACGAUUCGGCUCGGUUCCAAGACAUCGGUUGAGGUGCAGAAAGGGGACACUUUCCGGCUACUGACUCCAGGUGGAGGUGGAUAUGGUAUUGCUGCAAACCCUGCGCAUGAAACCAAGGGGAGCCGAGAUCCCCAUGAACCCCCCCAGAAGAAGCAAAGGCAUGUCGAGAGAGGCAGUGUGUUUGAGUACACGCGUGCACAGGAGAGUGUCUAAGCUUCACAGAAUUUAAUGUCUGCUGAUAAAUAUAUACAGUGGGAUCUGUUAUUUAGCUGUUUAGCAGUCGGAGAAGAGAAGUUGAUGAGAAGAGAAAGAGAGACUGACGAUUGAUUUUUAUAAGGCUAAGAAACCAGUGAAGCAGUAAUGAAUAAUGUUUAGACAGUCAGUCAAAAAUUCUACAUAACUGAAACUAGAAGCAAUAAUCCCUACAAAUUGAGGUUGAUGCUCAUGUCUAGUGUGUGAAAGUAUGUAAUAAUGUCACUAUAAGCACACCAUUUAGAUAUAUUUCUGGAUAUAUUGAUUAGUACUAGAUUUUUAAGUAACAUUUGAAGGCACUAUGCAAAUUAUGUAUAAGGAACUGGAUGUAACUGGAUGUAUCACAGUAAACAGUUGAGGGGUCUAUCCUAGUUAGAUGAAAAUAUUCAUGUAAGAGGGACGUUUAGCAUUAACACACUCAUUAAUAAUUCAGAUUUUUAGCAAUAUAUAGUAGGAUUGCAAAGGAGAUACUAGACACAGUUCCACAAUAUACUGGUAUUACUUAGGAAAGCAUUACUUAGUUCCUCAAUAUAUUGUAUUACUUAGGCAGCAUUUACAGUGAAAUGUAAAUUAGCAACUCCACUAUGCACCCAUAACUGAUUUUAAAACUUAUUUUUAAAAAUAUUUUGAGCUAUGCUUUUUUUGCUAGAGCAUACCAUACUGCAGGAAUGGAUAAGCAGCCCACUGGCUAAUGAGAAUUUAGAGAGACUCGCGCUCAUAUUCAGCGACACUUUGGACACCUUCUUUGGUGAUAGUACAGUGUGGCGAAGUUCUGAUCAGCUCUGAUUGGCUCUGACAUGAGACAGCUCAAUGAAAUGUUAUAACUUUGGGUUCAGCUACGCCAGAGACACAAGAAGUUCUCCGUAAAAUAUAUCUGGAGUAUUUUUGAAUACAAGUGUUGGCGAGUCGCAAACAUACCAUUUUAUUCAUACAGGGAAAGCCUCGUCAUAGCCAUAGGUUCUGAGACUCGAUGAAGGUGGUAUAAUGUGCUAUAUUGUUCUAUAAAUUGUCUUUCUUUGCUACAUUCCUAGGAUAGAGAGAGCUCAGAUUCAUAUAUUUCUCACCAGUUCCAUAAAAUUCAAGUGGGACUGAAAUUAUUGGUUGUGUAAUAUAUAUUUCAAUUUUUUUUUUAUAUAAUCUUUCCAAAAUAUUAACCUAAUGGCCACAGAUGGCAUACUUACGUGUCAUGUCUAUGUAAUUUUAGCUCAUUAAAUGUGUUUACACAGAAAUGGCUCCACAAGUGCUUAGUCAUCAAGGAGUCCGCUAAUAGUAGUUGUUAGUCCUACCCACCACUACUGUUUACUUUUAUUUGAUUUUUGGAAAGAUCCCUUUUUAUCUUUUAUUGUUGUAAUUAUUUUAAUGUUAUAAUAAUUUUAAUGUCAGUAAUAAUAACACUAAUAAUAGCAUUAGAAAAAAAAAUCACAAUUCAAAGAAUGGGGAAACAGGGUAAUUUCACAUAACUAAUCUUACAACUGGUUUUACUUUGCAACAUCUCUCAUAUACUGCAUUACCUUUGUUUCUCUCAGUGUUAUAUUUACUUGAAAUACGUUGAUUAUAAGCACUACCUCCCAUAUUCUGCAUUACUUGUGUCAUGAACUUCUUAUGGGUGUUUAUCCUCUAUUUAUCUAGUUUUAGUUUACACAGAACUUCAGUAUUAAUUAAUUUGUCAUUAAUAGGAUUUUUCUUUCAUCAAUACCUCUUAGUCCUAUAGUUAAAUAUACCUUUGGUUUAUGUAAAUUGCGACUUGUUUUCAUUGCUGAAGUACAAAUGCACCAGUACAGCUUCUGUUUGAUGUUUUUGUUUUUUGAGAUACAAGCCUUCUCAGUGUUGAAGUCGUGUACAAAAACCCUACUUGCAUUCUUUACAAAUAACUGCUUCCUUCUUGCAUUCUUUACAAAUAACUGCUACCUAGUACAAAGAAAAAAAAUUCUAAACUUCUAGCUGUCCCUCCAUCCACAAAAAAGAAGUGAUUAUUCACUUCAUUUGGAGAGCUGAAUAUUAUGCAUCAGAAAAUGUCUACUUCAUUGGCUUAUCUCAAAGAGGAGUGUCAUUAGAGCACAAAAUUGAAAUAAGUUAUCAUAGUUAUCCCUCAUGUAUGAAUGAAAAUGAGGAGAGAUUACUAUGAAUAUGUAAAUAAAACACAAAAUAUUUUCACAUACAAGAAUGAAAUAUCUAUGUAGCUGUAUUUUUAUAAGUAUCUACAUGUAUAAAUAGUAUGAAGAUAAUAUACCAGGAGGGAAUGCUAUGAUACAUCAUAGUAUAUGAGUGAGGAAUGUAGGAGGAGGAAAAGGUCUUGGGUAUUGGCUGGAUGAAAUGUGCCAUAUAGCGCCAGAAUUACAGCUUUACAUGCAUUGCGUUCCAUUCACAAGCAGGUAGAGGCAGGAAAACAUGACGUAAUUGGUUCAGGCAGUGGAGAUCUACAAGAGGGGUGAGGGAAUGGGGAGUGAUAUUUUGGUUGUGGAUGAAGGAAACUUGGCAAGCAGUACCAGAUACAUUAGUGGACAGUAAGUACUUCUAAUUCUUAAUAAAAAAAAGUUGUGUAUGGGGGGGGGAGGGGUCCUCCAGUUGUGAAUGGCUUAAUCAAGCAUUAACUCACUCACACUGGGAAACCUCCGUGCCAGGCCAAGCCAAACACCAGGCUUUAUGUGCUAUCACAAAGCAGGAAACACAUUUACCUCAGUCUGUACAGUUUUGUCUGCUCUUUUUUUAGGAAAUGAAAUUAAAAAGAGACUUUAUAUUUUAAUCUCCAUCUCCUAAAGGCUACAGAAGCAAAAGCAAAAAAAAAAAAAAAGAAAAAAAAAGAAAAUUUAGCCGCAUACUUUAGAGCAGGCUUGUAUUUUUCCCAUCAUGUGGCCCAGUUUAACCUGACAUGAUUAGAAUAUCAUCCAGUCAGUGGGUUAAGGUUUAGUAUUCUCAUAUUUCUUUCCUUCUAUCCGAUGAGGACAAAGUUUUAAUUUUUUUCUUAUAACCUUUACUUCCCUUUAUUUUCAUUUUUCUUAUUACUAUCUUUACCUUUCUUUCUUUCUUUUCCUUUUAUAUUUUAUUAUAAUUUAAGAAAUAAAUUUUGGUGAAGUGCCUAUGUAUUUGCUUAUAUAUAGUUCUCUGUUAUGUUACUGUAUUGUUAAAAAGUUUAUAUAUACUAAUGAUGAAAAAAUAUGUACGUCUACAUAUAUUAUACAUCUACACGACACACACAUGACACACAAUGUUGAAUAUGUCAAGCAAUAUAAACAUGGUGUUAUAUAAAUAAAAACUUGUGUAUCAUUGUCAACA